Messenger RNA from Nipponia nippon (crested ibis), 1374 nucleotides. NCBI's taxonomy places the organism in Eukaryota, Metazoa, Chordata, Aves, Pelecaniformes, Threskiornithidae. The record is from RefSeq and is a predicted model, not a curated record.
AAAUCAUGAAUCCUGUGUAUAGCCCUGGAUCUUCUGGGGUUCCCUAUGCAAAUGCCAAAGGAAUUGGUUAUCCAGCUGGCUUCCCAAUGGGCUAUGCAGCAGCUGCUCCUGCCUAUUCCCCUAAUAUGUAUCCUGGAGCAAAUCCUACCUUCCAAACAGGUUAUACGCCAGGCACCCCGUAUAAAGUAUCUUGUUCACCCACUAGUGGUGCAGUGCCACCGUAUUCUUCCUCACCGAAUCCCUAUCAGACUGCUGUGUACCCAGUUCGAAGUGCCUAUCCACAGCAGAAUCCAUAUGCACAGCAAGGCACUUACUACACACAGCCUUUAUAUGCAGCACCACCCCACGUAAUUCACCACACCACAGUCGUGCAGCCUAACGGCAUGCCAGCAACUAUGUAUCCUGCUCCAAUUCCGCCACCAAGAGGAAACGGUGUGACUAUGGGGAUGGUGGCUGGGACUACUAUGGCAAUGUCAGCAGGUACUUUGUUGACAACUCAUUCCCCAACUCCAGUAGCCCCUCAUCCAGUUACUAUGCCCACAUAUCGGGCUCCAGGAACACCAACCUAUAGUUAUGUGCCCCCACAGUGGUGAUCAUCCUGGCAGUCAGUGUUUGAAGAUGGGAGAUAUGCAAUCAAGAAAUUGAGGUUUAAAAGUUGGUGCUGAAGCCCUCAUGCCUCCAACCAGGACUUUUCUUCUGAAUGCUUUCAACACUUGGCUAAACACUACUAAUUCCUGAUCACUGAAGAUUUUCCAGUGCUGCAUAUCUUACAUCUUGGAACUCCAGCAGUUAGUCUUAAAGCAAAUCCUGUUUUGUGGACUGUCUUGCAAUUUUUUAGCUAAUUAUAAUGAUAAAAAGGGAGUAUAAAUUUAUUCUGAUCCAUAUCUAGUUGAAUGCAUGUUAAAACACAAAAACAAAGCUUGCUCAAUCUACCUGCAGUGACUGAUGCAAAAACCAUCAUAUGCAAAUCCAAAGGAACCGAAAAGUAUUUUACAACUUGUAUCACUAAUGCACUGUUGUAAUGUAUGCAGGGUCUUAAAAGGUAGAAUCAUGAAAGUGAGUUUCUUUCUAGAAUACCAUAAUAUACAUUAGAUAAGUGCUUCAGCCUUUUUCAGGUUGAUGAAGUUGCCAGUUUAAAAGGGGCAUAUUUUUAUUUAAGCGAUGUAUUCUUUUCAAAUUCAACUACUAAAUUGGAGUGACUGGAAAAUGAGUCAGACAAGCUGUAGAAAUCCCGCACACAAUUAGUUUACUUCAUACCUUUUCAUUUUCAUUAUACAGAUUCAGUGUUAUACAGAUGUUCUUAAGGAUCAGAAUGAAAUGACAAAGGUAAUGCUGUGCGUGCCAGUAAAUAAAGCAGACUUCCUUGAGGCAAAA